CAGGCCCCGCCCCCGGAGCCGCGGGUCCCACAUCCUUAUUUGCGCUCCGCACACGGAGGGCGUUUCAACCAACCGAGGGAUGUCGCGAAUGGCCGUUCUGAGUGAUCUGUAGAGGACUUAUUGUGGCGUUUGUCUGCGUUUCGUCAUUUACAGAUUCUGACCGAGAUUACUCUUUCUGCGGCGGGUUUUCCUUGAGUAGGCCCGCGUUCCCCCACCGUGCCUCGGAUCAGAGCCGGGGUGCAGGCCGAGGAGGAGGACUAGCUCGGGGAGACAUGGAGGCCAACCCUGCAGAGGGAGGCAUUUAUCUGUGAGGUGCACCGAAGCUCCAACAAUGGACCACUCACACAUCGGUGGGGACAUGUCCCCUCCAUAUGCGCCAAGGAAGAGGAAGUCGGGCCAGGCUCAGCCCAAGGGCGGUGUGCCAUGUCCAGUGGUAACAGUGGUUCACCGACUGCCAGACAGAGCCUUUGAGUUGAGCGUCCUUGGACAUUCAAAGAGUGACGAGGCCCAAGACGCUCAUAAAAUGAAAAGGACUUAUGGUAGGAAGAGGUUUGAGGACCCCCAGGGCGUCCCGGGGGGCCCGCUGGAGUACCCCACCACCAGCUGCUCUGUGAUGUCUUCAGGCCCCCUGGCCAACGGCUCGGACAUGGGCUCUGUAGCCCAGCCCGCUGCCAGGCUGCCACCAAGGCUGGUAGCCAAGGACGCCUGGCCUACGGCCCCGGAGCCGGGCAGGAUGAGGCCCCAGCCUCAGGCCCAGCCCUGGAACCCCAGUCGGGAGAGGCUCUCUGAGGCCCAGAGCUGGGCUGCGGGUCGAGAGCGGCCCCAGGAGCAGCUCUGGAGUUCCAGUAGAGACCGAUCGGGACACCCGGGGCAAGACCAGAGCUGGAUCCCAGGAAGGGAGCGAGGCCACACCGAACAGGCAUGGGCCAGCGGGCGGGAGAGGGGCCCCGAACAGGCCUGGAGCUCUGGGAGGGACCGAGCCCAGGAUCAGGCUUGGAACCCGGGGCGUGAGCCUGGACGGGACAGACCCCUCUCUGGGAACGGGCAGGGCUGGGGUGCUGGGCGCAGCCAGGACCAGGCCUGGGGCUCAGCCGCCAGGGACCGAGGAGAAGCACAAGUCUGGAGACCUGACUUGCCUUUAAAGAAGAGCCAGAGAGUCGAAGUUGAGAGGAAUCAGCCGGUAAUCACCUAUCAACAGGCCCCAGAAAACAAAACCUCUGGUUCAGACUCGGUGGACGUAAGAGACCUCCAGAGCAACGCAGAGCACAACGCGGCCCGGCCCAGCGAGGAGCCCAGACCGCUGCUCCCCCCCUCCAGGAAGGAGCUCCCUUCCUACCCUCCAGGCAGCCAAGAGGAGCGCUGGCAGCUGCAUAUCGUGGCCAAAGGAAGAGUGACCUGUCCCAAGUGCAAGAGUGUCAGCAGGAAGACCGUAGAGGGCUUGAAGAAACACAUGGAGAACUGCCGCCUGCAACCGUUCAGCUGUCCACACUGUGGGAAACAACUCAAGUCUUCAACUGGGAUGAAGUACCACGUCAUGGCCGACCAUAGCAACUUGCCCUCUCUGGACGAUUCCCAAGGCUUGGACGAACGUGCUGUCAAAGAGAAACUGCGCAAAAUUCUGAAGAGACUUGGAAAGUUAAAGUGUUCCCGCGAGGGCUGCACUUCAGGCUUCACUAGCAUCAUGGGCUAUGUGUACCACAUGAAGAAGUGUGGUAAGCAGGAGUCUGAGCUGGAGAAGAUGCUGCUCAACUGCUCUCACUGUGGGAAGGCCUACAAGUCAAAGGCCGGUCUGGAGUACCACCUCAAGUCAGAGCAUGCCCCCGUGCCCCAGCAGCAGGAGGAGGAAGAGGAGGCCCUUAAAGCCCAGAGCGAGGCCGACCCAGAGCUCACGGCCAGCGGCCGGGUGCAGCGGGCCUCGGCCCAGGUGGCCAACUUCCACCUGGCCGAGAUCGCCCACAACGACCUGCCCAAAGACUGGCCCAAGAGGAAGUUCCAGUCGGACCUCGUGCCAGACGACAAAAAGCUGAAGUACGCCCGUCCAGGUCUGCCUGCAUUCAGCCAGGAGGUCCUCAGGAAGUGGAAGAACGAGGUGAAGCUGCAGAGGAAGGUCCAGUGCCCCAACCAGGGCUGUGGCUGCACCUACACCAGUGUCUCUGGCCUGAAGGCCCACCUGGGACUCUGCACUAAGGGUGACUUUGAGGCGGGGAAAUACCGUUGUUUGAUCUGCGGCAAGGAGUUCAAUUCCGAGAGUGGAGUCAAGUAUCACAUCAACUCUGUUCAUUCACAGGAAUGGUUUGUGACGAACAAGAAAGCAUCAAAGAAGUUUGAAAAGUACCUUCGGAGUCGGCCCAAGGAGAUGGUGCAUGGAGUGGACCAGCACAUCAUCGAGCAGUACCACCAGCAUCACAUGAACCACCACCACCUCCACCACCACCACCUGCAGCACCACCAGCAGCAGCACCACCAUCAACACCACCAGCACGAUCAGCAGCUCCAGCAGAUCCAGCACCAACCCUUGCAGCAGCCUCUGCAGCCCCUGCAUCACCUGCAGCACCAGGCCCACGUCCUGCACGCGUUGGAGCACCAGCAGCACCACCACCACAGCCACAGUGUUCCCCAGAUGGAGCCGCAGCUCAGCCAGGAGGUGCAGCAGCAGCAGCAGCAGCCACCGCCACCACUCCUCCACUACACCCCGCUGGAGCCGCCCGCGGGCUCCAUGUGGGUGGAGGUGGAGCGGAGGGAGGUGGUGGCCGGGGGCGGGCCGGGGGCAGAGCUGACCCAGGUGGAGAUGGUGAGUGUAGACAAACCCCGGCCGAUGGACGGAGGAGCGGGGAGUGGGGGCUCAGAGUGCAAGCGGAGAGAGAAGGCGGAGCGGGGCAAGGCGGAGAGCAGGAGGAAGGAUUGCUUCGCUUACGGAGGAGGAGGAGGAGGAGGGGGGGGGGGAGUGGCUGUGGGCGGGAGCAGCAGCAGUAGUAGCAGCAGCAGCAGCAAUACGGGCAGCUCGUCCAGCGAAUCAGAGCUGGAGCAGCAGGAGAGGCAGAGACAGAUCGACCAGUGGAACCUGAAGAGGCCUGGGAACAUGGAGGUCCACCACGAGGCUGCUAAACGCCAGAGGAACACCUAAAGAACUGUACCUUAUUGUACAACAAGAGGUCAAAUAACGGUCUUACUUAUUUGUGAAAUGUCUUGCCAUUGUCUUAUUUCAACUGUAACUCUGAUCAAGCUAUUUCAUAUAUGACCUGUUUCUCAUCUUGGAAUUUUGUUGUUUUUUAAUUUGAAAACAACAGGAGACAUACACAAGAGGGUAGCUUGCCAUGAGACCGGGCUUUGGACACCGCAAAGUAUCUACAGGAAGUACCGUAGCUUACGGUUAAACCUAAUUGAAUGUCGCCGUGUGUGUAUUGCACAAGUUGGCAUGAACCAAAAAUUCCGUUAUCAUGGCCUCGUGCACAGGGCAUUCAGAGAUGGGCCAUUCGUCGCGCACCACCGGAAAUUUUGUUGGUCGAAAAAGCAGACUGCGCCAACUGCCUUCCUGUUGUGGUGAUACGGUGACCAAUAAUGCCACGGUCAUGCAUGUAUGAUCCGAGCACUUCACCAACAGCUAUAUAUUUAGCUUUCGUUCGAUACUAAACAACUUGGACUUUUUACUUUUUUACUCAUACCAGAUCAUAAUUUAACCCUGAGAUACUCUAGUAUCACAAUGAGUAAAACAUAUCGAUAGUCCUCCUCUAUAGCUAAUCCCCUCCUUCUUACUCCUCUCAUGUUGUCAUCACUUCUUACUCCUCAUGUUGUCAUCACUUCUUACUCCUCAUGUUGUCAUCACUUCUUACUCCUCAUCUUGUCAUCACUUCUUACUCCUCAUGUUGUCAUCACUUCUUACUCCUCAUGUUGUCAUCACUUUAUACUCCUCAUGUUGUCAUUGCUCCAGUGGUGACCUGAGGAGGAGUUAAAGGGUUCCAUGCAUGGCAGCAUGCAGCACCUUCACUCUAUUCUGCCCACACAAAGAUUUGAAGAGGUCUCCUCCUACCCUGGCACUGAGGUUUAUCCUCAAGAAAGAAUGAGUGACAUGCCAACACGCAUUAAAGAAGGAGCAGUUGAGAAAGGGACUCCUGUCUAUAUGUGCCGUCCUGACAGGAGGACUCUCUUGGACUAAACUCCACGUGUAUUUAACCAAUAGCAUGUCAUGUUUUAUGUACUCUGCAUUUUCUAUAUUUGAUAUAGUGGCGUACGCUCCUGGAUGGUUGUCUGCUGUAUGUUUGUGCCGCUUUAUUUUCAAAAUGUGUUCUAUGUACAGUUCGGAUGGACGAAGAAGCAAUUAUCCUUUGUUAAAUUUGUUACCAUGUUUGUUCAGUUCAUUUAUUGAUGUUUUGUUCUUUAUCUCGUGUUGAUAUAAUCCCUGUUAGUGCUCUUCCAUGUAAUCAUCUUUAGACUAAAUAUUAGAGACAUUUAUAUACUUUUUGAGUUGUAUGUUAAUUAGCCCAUUGAUCAAAUGAUGAUCCCUGUAAAUCAGUUCUAAUAUGUUGAGAAUAGGUACUAAUCUGUUUGUGUUCAAAUGCAUUUCAAAGUCCUUCCCUCAGAUGGCGUAUGUGGCAUCUGUAUCAAGUUCAGCUUGGACUACUGUCCAGUUACCAUACAUAGAACCACUGACUGAAAAGAUAACAUUUCUGUUGAGGCUAAGACCAAAAGUGAUAACAUCAUAAAUGCACUUCCAACUGAGUGGCACAAAGAAAAGCCCUUGCUUCUUGACAAAAAGAGAUCUCAAGAAGCAUCUUUGAGGCAAACUUCAAAAUCAGAUUUUUUUUUCUAUUUCCAGUGCAAGGCAAAAAUGACAAAUAUUUAAGGCAUUUGUUGGAAUCUAAUAUUCUGGGAAGGAUAAUUAAAUAUAUAUUGGCGAUAUGAAAAUUCUUUUAAGUGUGUCCUAUAUUUUACUUACUGUAAUUCUCUGAUAUCUCAUAUCUCUUUUACUCCCUUAUCUAAAGGGUGCUACGUGUUGAAAUAUUAAGGUCUCAAAAGUACUGUAGUACCAUUCCAACUCAUAGCACACACUAAUAGAGCCAUACCUCUGAUUUCUAAGGUCUAAAAAAAGAUUAGACUUCAAGUACAUGUUAAGUCUAGGCCAGGUAAAGUGAAUAACUGCAUUUGUAAAGUUAACAUUUUUAGUAUCACCGCGUUCUCUAUUUUGUUGGGCAUAGUUUGUAUUCCGUGGAAAAAGGCGUUGUCUCUCAGCCUGCGUUAAUAGCCUAUAUAUUGAACGCAUUACUUGUUAGGCCUUCUUGUUUUUCUAGAAGUAAUGUGCUGCUAUUUCUUAGUACCAGCUAAUACUAAAUAAAGCACUACCAUUCAUGGUCAAA
Messenger RNA from Gadus morhua (Atlantic cod), 5351 nucleotides. RefSeq names its product zinc finger protein 512 (gene znf512). The coding region runs from base 332 to 3124 and encodes 930 amino acids. The record is from RefSeq and is a predicted model, not a curated record. Lineage: Eukaryota; Metazoa; Chordata; Actinopteri; Gadiformes; Gadidae. Gene Ontology annotation, molecular function: zinc ion binding. The transcript has 16 exons.